Messenger RNA from Liolophura sinensis, 6667 nucleotides. RefSeq names its product cholecystokinin receptor-like. Gene Ontology annotation, biological process: neuropeptide signaling pathway. Gene Ontology annotation, cellular component: plasma membrane. The coding region runs from base 748 to 1959 and encodes 403 amino acids. Gene Ontology annotation, molecular function: gastrin receptor activity; neuropeptide receptor activity. The record is from RefSeq and is a predicted model, not a curated record. Lineage: Eukaryota; Metazoa; Mollusca; Polyplacophora; Chitonida; Chitonidae. The transcript is spliced from 4 exons.
CACAGUUGGUCAGUUCUGGAGAGCCAGGUCGUUCAGGAGCACACAGCUCUCCUCUUCUCGCUGGCUAAGAUAAUUAACCAAAGAUUUCUGGCGUGUAUCUACUCUUCAAUGCUUUGCUAGGAAAACACAGACUAUUCUCCGGAAAAUUAAGGGCGACAACAAAUUACCGGUCUUGGAGAGUUUGUGCUCAACCCUCUUUGUUCUUGAAGCGAUGAGAGGCAAAGAUGUGAAACGUAGUGAAUGUAUAAGGAAAAGACGUAGUCGAGUGAGCUUUAGCGGGGCCUAGCGAGAUGAUGCGGCGGGCUGUCAGCACAUCGGGCGGUUUAUCAGACUGGAGAGCACGCGCGACCAACUCUAUCCAGCGUAUUGAUGCCGCACAAGCCUCACAACACUGUUAGCUGAAAUACCUGUUCAGUUGUGCAGCUGACCAUUACUGGUUACACUGUUUAUACGAUAAAGGGGCGUAGAGUUGUCUUUAUUUGAUUUACUUUACAUCCUUUUACUGCAUUUGUUACAAAGAAAAGAAGUGUUAUAAGAGGAAAGGGGAUCAAAAUAUGUGAAUGAAUGAAGUUAAGCUGGACGUGCCUUACCUCCUAGGGACCUACCAACAAGAGUGGCCCGGUUAAAAGGUGCUGUUGGCAACCAUAUGCCAGUAAUGUCAAGUUUGAAGGUAUACCUGGAACAUCUACCUUAAGGGUUUCACAGUGGUGCAAAAACCAACGACCGUCUACGCUAAUUUCAAAUAUCAUGGGUGGAAACGGGUCUGACAACAGCACUGACGGGGGUCUUCAGUCAGCGGAAUUAAGCUGGGAGAUACAAAUCCCUUUGUACUGUUUAAUCUUUCUCCUGGCAGUGGUGGGCAAUUUCUUAGUUAUCAUCACCAUCAUACAGAACAAACGGAUGCGAACUGUGACGAAUGUGUUUCUGCUCAACUUGUCUAUCAGUGAUCUUCUGCUGGCGGUAUUCUGUAUGCCUUUCACAUUCGUCCCGAUUAUUCUCAAAAAUUUCAUCUUUGGAGCUACGAUGUGUGUUAUGAUCAGAUAUUUACAAGGGGUAUCUGUCGGUGUCAGCUGUUUCACGUUGGUCACCAUUUCAAUGGAGAGGUACUUUGCAAUUUGCAGGCCGCUAAGUUCCCGAAGCUGGCAGACUUUAUCUCACGCUUAUAGAGCUAUCGGUGUGUGCUGGAUCGUGGCCGGUGCCAUCAUGAUACCUAUCGCUGUCCACACCAGAUACGGCCCCAUCAGGAUUGGUUACGCCUGUCGAGAGAUCUGGCCUAACAAAGACUACAAACUCGCCUACACAGUCCUCAUUGACUUAGUCCUUCUGCUGUUCCCUUUACUGAUUAUGUCCCUGGCGUACGGGAUGAUCGCCCGGACUCUUUGGAUGGGGAUACAAUUGGACAAGAAGAGCGAGAAAGCCGCGAAUGGAGGCCCAUCUGAAGAAGAUCAGGAAACGUACAUCAUGCAAGAUAUGAAAAAUAACGGCGAUUUACAACAAAGUAAAAACAGACGGAAAUUUGAUUACGGACGAGGAGUUCGCCAGAGUAACGCAGAGAAAACCCGAGCCUCCAAAAAGAGAGUGAUCCGAAUGCUGUUCGUGAUUGUGUUGGAGUUCUUUAUUUGCUGGACGCCGUUGUAUGUGGUCAUUACAUGGAAGGUGUUUGAUUACCGGAGUGCUCACCAACAUAUCUCUUCGUUCGGAGACUCUUUUAUCUACUUGCUGGCUUACGUGUCGUCCUGUUGUAACCCCAUUACCUAUUGCUUUAUGCAUAAGAAGUUCCGACAGAGCUUUAUAACCACGUGUAAAUGUGGGAAAUUUUGUGUGAGAAAGAGCUUAAAACGGCGAAACCAGUUUUCCAUAUCUGGCCAGUCAUCAAUCAGAACAGGUACGGUCCGAUGGCCACGGAGACAGGAAGCCUGGAUGUGUCACAUGACAAUCAAUGAAUCACCAGCCACGUGAUAUGAUUGAGUGAGACAAGUUUUAUUUGUUGCAAGUGCAUUUUCUGUUUGAACUCUCUUCUAUUAACGAAAAAGUGUUUAUAUCCAGUAUGGCUGAUGGCUGAUAUACGAAUGUUUGUUAUGACGCUUAUAUCCACGGUAUGCAGAAACAACUGAGGCGUUCAUUUGAAUUGUUUGUGUUUAUAAAAAGAUGUUAUCAGAUUAUUCUAACAUUUUAAAUAUAACAACUGUUGUUUGCUUUUAAAUUAACCGACCAGUUCUGUUGGACGCAUUUGCAUGUGUGUGUUUGAAAUCGAUACGUUAUGUCGAAUAAAAACGUUCUAAAUAAAGUUUGAAUAGUUUGAUUUUCCACAGCACGUAAAUGAGGAUGUUUUAUGUUCCUCUCUUGUGAACAUCAUAUAACAUAAAACACCUGACUGGAGACUGACGAAUUACUGUGUCAACAUAAUAUUUCAGUGAGUUACAAUACUAUUGCCACGUGUUCAUGAAGCGGAUGCAAUUGAAUGUUUUUUUUAAACAAAUGUGUUCUUUUGAAUCAUAAUACUGACGUCAGAACUUCAAGACCUAGACUUCUGAAGUAUGGUAACUACACGGUAUUUUGGACACGAAGUCAUUAUGUAGGACAUGUGAUCUGACAAAAUUGUAAAAAAAAAAGUGUGCCCGUCUGUUUUCAUGACAUGUGUGUUGAUGGUGAAUCACAUUUUACUUUGCCAUGAUAUUAUCCCAGUAUUCAACAGUAACACACGACGACGCACGCUCUGGAUACAAUAGUCAUGUGUACAUUCGCACCUUGCCUCUCUGUAAACAUUACACUAUGAUAUGAGAGAAUAUAACCAUAUACUAACUGCAAUCUGCAUAGUUCGGAAUUCUUGAAUACACUAUAAACAUUAUUUUACGUUAGAAUUUUUCAAAUUUUGCCCAAAUGCGAUAGUGGAUAUAGGUACAUAAAGCGAAUUUCAAAGCUGUAAAGUCCAUAUUAAAUUUAUUGCCCAAUCCGAAAUAUUCCUACUCAAUCCUAUGCGCGAGUCUACCGAAAAGUGAGACCACCUUGAGUUAGUUGUUGGCGAGUUUGUGUCAACGCAAUAUAAACUUCAGCGACAGAAUCGUAAAAACGUCGAUAGACUCGUCAGAUAAUAUUCUAAACAAGUUUAGUUAAUACAGGUAGGUUGUCUUAUUCACAUGUAGCGGACAGUUUGGACAUUUUUGUGAUCGAAGGGUAUACGGUUUUUCAUGCGUUUGCGAAAUCCCAGUUUACUGAAAGCCACGAAUUUAAUACUGCAAGGUGAAAUUCGAUGUGAAGUUUGAGCACCAUGUGUGCACCCUUUCAUUUGCUGAAAUACUUGCUUGAUUGGUGUUAAAAGCUGUACAGGCUAAGCUUUGACAAGUAAUAGUUCUGUCUUAAGGUCUCGGGGAAACUUGUCAGAAGAAAAACAUGCGAUUAAUGACAAGGAAAUACACAGAAUGCAAAAUACUGUCUGAAAAACUAAACCCGCUGCUUUUCCACAUAUGACUCUUGACACGCACAGGAAACUUUUGGACCUUGACAUCAUUCAGCUGAAAAAAUGGUUAUAAUCUUUUAACGCAUUCCAACGCUAUUAUAACCAGUGACAUGAACGGUAAUGGGCCUUGAGAAUGUAGCCCAAACUAAUAGCUGUACGUUUCAGUCCAUCACUCAAAGAUUUUAACAAAUACUUAAAAACAUAAGCUGUUUUUCACAGUUGAGAACAAUCCACUACCUCACACAUAAAUAUAGCAUUGACAUGACAUUGAGCAAAAUGUCAUCGGUUGCUACACUGCUCGAUAUUUAAAAAGUAAGUUAAUAAAUUAAUGAGAUAUUUAAUUGGCACUGCCUUUAGGAAGAACUAGUGUGCCGUAAAAUCAAAGCGAAUGCCUUUGUCACAAAUUUUUUUUCCUGCAGCUCUUACUCUCACUAUGUCGUCAUACGGUUAGGUUGACAGAUCUUUGAUUGUUUCAAACCAUAUUCGCAAACGACGUACAGUUCCACGAUCUGUUUAUCUAUUACUUCUGCAACAUAUGUGCAGUUUUGUAAUCAUAUCGAGACAAAUGACAGCUCGGCACCUUAUGAGGUCGCCAGUCGGCUCUAGGAAACAAAUCAUAGACUUUUGUAGCCUCCCACGCAAAUUUCCCUCAGGAAGCAUCCCGGAUUCAAAUCUGACACGAAACAGAUAAAAUGUAGCUAAAUGAGUCCCAUAGGCUUGGUCCCGUUGUAUUGUUAUCUUCUUUAUUAAAUGUGAUGACAACUCAGCAUUUGAGUAAUAGUGGACCAAUGACGUCUACUUCAUAAACAACUAACAUCUUUUAUUUAUCUUACUAAUUCUACUUUAGCCAUGUGUCAGGGUUCCUGAGGACUGCGAGUUGGGGUGGUCUGAGUUGCUCCUUUUAAAGCAUUCGCAUGACUAUUCUGAAUACAAACUUAACUAAGGUAAAAUGAUUAGGUUUACUUAUUUCUGGCUACUGGUGUCCAUUUGCCAACUAUAAUACUGUAGUGCUGCAUGUCUAACCUAGACGUAGGCUUGAAUACCGUGAAUGUCAAUCAAAAGACGGGUUUUCCACCGUGUUACGACAUAAAUGUUGAAUUUAAGAAGGGUGAUGACGUAAUUCGAUUAUUUGACUACUUCUUGGUGUAUAAAUACAGUGUAAAUGACAAAAUUACAGCUGAUAUUUCAAUUAGGAUAUGACUUUUGAUUGCUAGAACAACUGAGUUAAAUUCUGGGAGCACGCUGAUAUACAAUCCAAUCAUCCAUUCUUUUUGUGUAUACCCAGAACAGUUAUAUUGCGGCACUGGACCAGGUUCUGUUUUCCAUGACAAUGCAGACAUUCUCAUCGGAUACAUUGCCGUGUUGUGUUCACCAGGGGAGCUAUUCAAUCUCAAACAGGUUUGUUAUCCCUUAGUCAUCUGUCUUUGGACAGAGCCAAAAACAGAUUAGGACAGCGUUUCCUCAAUCAAAGAGUGUCUUUUUAUCGUGUAGAACGUGACCUAAUCAACAGCAAGGACAUUCAAGAGCGAUCCAAUCUGACUUUUAUCACACGGGGACGACCACUGUGUGUCGGUAGAUAGAUGAAUGGUUUUGUCAGGCAAGGAUACAUGGAAAGCAGGGACGAUGGAGUCCUUGCACUUGGUGAUGGUAGAGAUAGAAGAUCAUGACACCGCCUAUAGCUGCUUUGUCAUCGCCGGGCCAAAGUGACUCUUGAUUAUACCUUGAGAGCUUUGUGUUGGAACAAUAAAGCUGCUGUUUUACACCUAUAAUCAGAUUUCUCCCUCAAGAUCGGGUUAUGUUUGAAGAGGUUAGUACGGUUUGUAGAUUGAAGACAAGCUGCAGAUAGACAAGAAACUGCUUAUAGACUAAAGCGUUGAGAGACAGUGAUGGCAGACGCAGCUGUUCGCAAGAUGUUGCUCGUUCUCUCUUUCUUCGUUCCGGGGAAGCACAUUACACGCGUCCUUCGCUAACGGUUAGCCCUCGUGGCGAGAAUCUAUCCAAGGGGUGUACAACUGUAAACAACCAGGCGUGCAUGUCACUGACAGAGCUAAGUGGAGCGCUCGUAUUUAUAGACAAGACAAAGUGCGUAUAUUCCCGAGGCACGGAACUGCCCUAUCAGGAAUGUACAUGUGUACCCAGCAUUCCUGACGUUACGCGCUGACGUUUGAAAUAAUGAGUUAAUGGAUGAAAGGUAUGUGGUCCACGUAACACAGACGAACAUGGGAUGAGAGGAAAGAAGGUGAAAAAAUGGCACGGAUAUGAUAGUGGAUGUCGGGCUGAUGAAUUGAUGAAAUGACGUGUUACGUAGGUUAACUGUGGUUAGCCGUAUUCCUACCUAAUAAGAGAGUCAGUCUCGGCUAAAUGUUGACUAGGGUUUCUAGGGUGUGUCAUUUAGCCUUCAGCUGGCUAUGAAGCCCACACAGAGGCUAAGCAAUAUAAACUGGCACAAUACUAGUAUAAACACUUGCAAAAGUUUCAAGGGUUAUACAAAGGCCCAAACACUCAAAUGCGUCUUUCAUGGGUGGGUUAUCAUUUUUCAAUGAAAUUUCUAUAAUAUGAAUGUUUUCAUGUACCUAAAGGUGACUCUCGACCAGUUGCUAUUUGCUAAGAACUCCUUUAGCCUGCACCUAUAUAACCCACAUUUGACCUGCAAGUUCCCAAACGAAGUGUGUUUAAGAUAUGCCUAUAUAGAGGUUCAUACCGCACUUAUAAUGUAAUGCUCUGACCCUACCAAAAAUUCCACCCACGAAAAUAUCCAGAGGGUGGUAUACACCCGAGGUGUGCGGAUAAAACAAUGCCUCUGCUACAGCAGCGGUGGAUAUGAAUGUGUUUGGAACAUUACCAAAUAUCAAUGAACGAUUGAAAUAUGCCAGGAAAGGUCAGCACACCAGGUGGAGCCACGUGACAGUAGUGGAUACUGCAACAAAUGUUAUUCCUAUAUUAAAGUAAUUUAGAGGAUGACACUACUUGUGCACGCAGUAAAAUGAAGUAGUUGGCCAUAAGCUAACGAACAAUUCGCCCCCUGGUGUCGGAUCGGGAAACUAAAGACGUCUUUCAAUUAGCCUUACCAGAGAGUAUAGUAUAGUAUAUAUAAUUUCUAAGAUAUAGUACUUACUUAAAUAUACUUAUUACUCCUUACUUACUAUACUUAAACAGAAUCAAUGUAUGCUUUGUGGACAGCCGUUUACAUGUUAACUGCUGGCAAAUCCC